Cyprinus carpio (common carp) is the source of this 2694-nucleotide messenger RNA. RefSeq names its product cell surface glycoprotein MUC18. Gene Ontology annotation, biological process: angiogenesis. The record is from RefSeq and is a predicted model, not a curated record. Lineage: Eukaryota; Metazoa; Chordata; Actinopteri; Cypriniformes; Cyprinidae. Gene Ontology annotation, cellular component: plasma membrane.
UACAAUAGCGAACAGACAGGCAGCGUUUGUGCAACUCGACUCCAUCUUCCUCCCUCUCUCGCGCUCCUCCUGGCCAAAACUGCCGUGCUCCUCUCGUGCGCUUCAUUCAGAUGGAUAACUUCAGGAACAUGGCUUUGCCAAACACUUCACUUUUACUGUUUGUUCUUCAAAUGUGCGCUCUUGCUUGGCAAGCUUGGGCGCUAGUGGAUCUGAGGAUGGAGGACACUGUAGAGGUCUACAUGGAUGAGUCUGCAGAAAUCCCCUGCCUGUAUUCCUUCACCGAGCAGCCCAUGAUGGUCAUGGUCCAGUGGUUUGUGCAGGAACGUGAGGGUCAUCGGGUCCGAAUCUCAUUCAGCGAUCUGACCAUGCAGAAGGUGGAUGAGAACACGAGCUACAGCGAUCGUAUCAGUGUGCAAUCAAACAGUGAUGGAGAAACUCUGACCAUUCAGGAUGUUAAGCUGUCUGAUGAAAGAGAGUUUUUCUGUCAGGUCAGUGGAUUGUCAGCAGGCAGUGAAGAGGGCAAGACUCUUCUUAAAGUUUUUGACCCCCCAGAGCCUCCCGUCAUUGAAGGUGUCCUCUCUGGAGUUUCUGUGUCUGGUGAAUCCCCAGCUAAGAUUGCAUCUUGUGAGACCAGAGAAGGCUUUCCCAAGCCGAACAUCACAUGGUACCGUGAUCACAUCCCCAUCCACCCCACUAGUGGCUUGGCGAACAUGGUAACUCUACUGACGAGGGAAUCCAGUGGUCUAUAUACAGUGCAGAGUGAGUUGCAUUAUAAGGUGACCAAGGAAGACAAAGACGCCCACUUUUCCUGUGAAGUUAGCUAUUUUGUCCCAGGAGCUGUCAGGACAUCCGAGUCCAAAGGCAUCAAUAUUACAGUUCACUACCCAACGACCAGCGUGGAGAUAUGGAAAGAAUCACCCGAGGGCUUGGUCAGAGAGGGGGACACAGUGGAGCUUCGUUGUCAAGGCGAUGGGAACCCCCCAGCACCCAUCAUUUUCAACCGAGAACAAUCAGACGUGGAGCUGGAUUCCUCUCAGGGGCUGCUGGUUCUGAAGGAAGUGUCUCGAGCAGAUAGCGGUGUGUAUGAAUGUCACUCUCUGGGCUUGGAUGCUGUGAACCAUGACGAGGGGCUGGACACCCUACAGCUCACUGUGCACUAUCUGGACCCAGCUGUGGUGGUGCCCAAAGACUCGGAGGUCAUGCUGAAAGGAGAAAGUCUGACAGCCACCUGCAAUGCCCUGUCGUCUUUAGAGACCUCGACUGUGUGGUUUAAGGAUGGGAUUGAGGUCGGGAGAGGACACAUAAUGCAGCUGCAGGAUGCCACGUUUGACACAGCUGGACAUUAUGACUGUGAGGUGACUUUACCGUCUCUUCCAGGCCUGCUGACCAGCGGUUUUGUCCAUAUCAUCGUACAGGGCGCGCCUCAGAUGAAGGAUGCAGAGAGAGAGAUUGAGCUGAUGGAGAAAGUAGGGGGUUGGGUGAAUUUGAGCUGUGAGGUGAGAGGUUACCCCCGACCCGCCAUCACCUGGAGCAUCACCGGCAGUCAGUCUCAGAGCUGGCGUGAGGUUGUUAAAGGAGAGAUGGAGGAUCAAGUCUACAGCGUUGUGAUGCUUAAAGUCACCACUGAUGCUGUUGCUGUCUGCAAUUCAACAAACGACUUCGGAAUAGAGACCAAGACUUUCAGCAUCAGGAGCAUUCCAUUCUCCCAGACUCCAACAGCUAGAAAAACUUCAGUUGAUAAUAGUGGAGUGAUUAUUGUGGUGAUUAUUGUCAGCAUCCUGUUGCUGGCCAUCCUGGGCAGUGUCUUCUACUUCCUGUAUAAAAAGGGCAAGUUACCCUGUGGACGUUCAGGCAAGCAAGAAAUCAUUAAUGUCUACAGCACCAAGGAGAAGACUAACAAAGAUGACAUCGUCGUAGAAAUGAAGGCAAAAAAGACAGAGGAGUCUGUGCUACUGAAGGGCGUCAAUGGGGAACAGAAACCUCCCAAUGACCAGAACAGCACCCUUAGCUCAUAAGCGGAGACUUGUGGGCGACUAAAGAUGGCGUCUGGUGGAGCAGCCACCUCUUCUGGAUAAAGUGGACUGUACUUUUGUAUCUCGUGUGAGAGCAGCAGUAUUCAUGCUUGGAUAAAUGGGACGUAAGCGAUAAAGGAAGAUUGUUCUCUAUUUUCUACUGUUCUUCAUUGUUUUUCUUCAACCAUCGACCAAUUUCAAGACCACGAGUUUCAUCCUUUAAACACAAGCAAAAUGAAUUACUGAGUAAAAACAUUCUUACACUCUGUGAGCACCAAUUGCAUCAAAAACCAAUAGAGUGUUGCAGGGAUGAUAUAUUUUUGUAGGCCAGAAUUUAGAAAUGAGUUACCUGUUCCAUCAUUCUUUUGGUUAAUUGUCUGAAACAAGGUCUGUGGUUAAUGCAAGCUGAGGAUAUUUUCAUGGUUUCCUAUGACAUUAAAUAUGGAAAUCCAAAAGUCAAUGGAAAAAUCCUGUAGCGUUUUUGUUAAGGAAACCAGGGUGAUGCUUGCUUCCGGGUUGGCCUACAAAAAUAUAUCAUCUCAAGCUGUUGCAACAGGCAUGAUGUUGCACAAAUUAAAAGAUUAGCUCACUUCCAGAAUAAACAUUUCCUGAUAAUUUACUCACCCCUGUGUCAUCCAAGAUGUUCAUGACUUUCUUUCUUCAGUCGAAAAGAAAUGAAAGU